Canariomyces notabilis is the source of this 1659-nucleotide messenger RNA. RefSeq lists its product as uncharacterized. The record is from RefSeq and is a predicted model, not a curated record. The coding region runs from base 1 to 1659 and encodes 552 amino acids. The transcript has a single exon. Lineage: Eukaryota; Fungi; Ascomycota; Sordariomycetes; Sordariales; Chaetomiaceae.
AUGACUUCAGUUCUGUUGCUCAAUUUCCUCCUCCUGUGCGUGCCCUCCUUGUGCAAUGCACUGAAGUUCAUCCCCUUCUCCGAGUUCCUUCUUAGCGUCGAGAAGGCCACCUACAAGGACUACGCCUCUACCCCCGUCCGGGACGAGUACGCUUUUCUCGAAAUCAAGGAGCACAUCCUUAACAUGUACGGCGGGGUCACCGUCCCGGCCAACGUCCGCUCCUAUCUCACCGACCACGGAUACACCGACUGCAUCCUCUACUUGGAGCAGUCAUCCAUCCACCUCCUCAACCUAACGGAAGAGGAAAAGACGCCUCCCCAAGAUGACGAGGACGUUGACCUCCCGGACCUCGGCGGCGCAACCGACGGCGUCAAAGAGCAGCCUAUCGCCGUCUCUCUGUUCGGUGAUCCCAAUGCCGUCGACGUCUUUGGCAACCCGCAGCACUGUCCCAAAGGCACCGUUCCUCAGCGUAGGCUGACGCCGGACCGUAUCACCCGCUUCGGCACGCUGUAUAACUUUUUCGCCAAGAUCCCUUUCAACUUCACUGCCGCAUGGAAUGCGACGGAUACCGACAAUGGUACUGUGGUCCAGAAGAGGGAUGUUAUAGACAGAUUCGGGAUCAAACACCUUCAUGAGGCGGUGUACGAUGAGGCUGUCGAGAACUUUGUCGGCGGCGGGUCCUCCAUGAACGUCUGGAAGCCGCACGCCGGGUUUUCGAUCUCGCAGAUCUGGUUGACUGAUCCGGCAGCGACCCAGACAAUCGAGUCCGGGUGGGUGGUCGGUCACGGUGGACCCUUUGAUGAUGACGAACCACACCCUUUUAUUUACUACACCACGGGUGGCUAUGCGGAAGGGACGGGUUGCUACAACACUGGCGACGAGUGCCCAGGCUUCGUCAUGAGCAGCGGAGGACACAAUUUGCGAUGGGACCUGGCCUUAACCCCCAGCACUUUCGGGGGUAAGCAGUACGAGUUGAGGCUGGUAUGGAAACUGAGAAGCUCCCAAUGGCGUCUCUACUUCCAGACAUUGGAUCCCAUCACGGAUCGUCUAACUCACAACCACCUGGUAGGGUUCUACCCAGCCUCACUUUACAGAACGGGAAAGGGAGAGCUAGGUACACACGCCGUUUACUUCAUUGUGGGAGGGGAAGUGGCGGAAGUUGAUGCGCCGGAGAGUUACGGAGAAAUGGGCAGCGGCAGGAAGGUGACGAUCACGGGCGAUCCUUACGCUGAUAACUACGGCCAGGUGGCCUACCAGCGGGCUAUAUAUAGGAUGAAGGACAGAAGGGACGACGCGACCGAGACGUGGGAUAGGGCAGUACUCAGGUCGACUGUCGAUAAUACGGCAGAGCAUUGCUACAACAAAUAUUACGCCAGCGAGAUAGGAUCCCCGGACGCGCCGGCAGGAUGGGGGGCUACCAUUCUCUUCGGCGGCCCCGGAGGUGUGUAUUGCGACGACGAGUCCUACCCUCGGUGUCGGGCUCUUGGCUGUCGCCCGCUGUGCAGGGAAAGGAGACUCUGUCCUGGGAACCCUCGAUGCACUGAUUCGACACCCGGGGAUGACCCGCCUUGCUGUCCUAGUAUUGCAGGACCAGAUAACGCGGAAUGUCGGUUGACGAGGGAGCGGUGUCGCGCCAACGGUUGCGGGACGACUCUAUAG